Messenger RNA from Asterias rubens (European starfish), 1772 nucleotides. Its product is annotated as receptor of activated protein C kinase 1-like. Bases 114 to 1067 code for a protein of 317 amino acids. Gene Ontology annotation, biological process: rescue of stalled cytosolic ribosome; positive regulation of protein phosphorylation. The record is from RefSeq and is a predicted model, not a curated record. Gene Ontology annotation, cellular component: nucleus; cytosol. The transcript has 7 exons. NCBI's taxonomy places the organism in Eukaryota, Metazoa, Echinodermata, Asteroidea, Forcipulatida, Asteriidae. Gene Ontology annotation, molecular function: protein kinase C binding; translation regulator activity; ribosome binding.
CGACUAUUUUCCGGCCUCUUACACGGCCUUUCUCAGCCGAUACGCUCGCUGCAAAAAUUGCGGCCCCAAAAUCCGUCGUCAUCAGCGGCUAAGGCGGCCCAAAAUUCAUCGCGAUGAGCGAGAAAGUAAUAAUGAAGGGUACCCUUAAGGGUCACAAUGGAUGGGUUACCCAAAUUGCCACAACACCGGCAUUUCCCGACAUUGUUCUAUCGUCAUCAAGGGACAAGUCUGUCAUCAUGUGGAAGCUGACCAGAGAAGAAAACAAUUACGGAGUCCCCAAGAAAGCUCUGAAGGGUCACAGCCAUUUUGUGUCAGACAUUGUGAUGUCCUCCGAUGGUCAGUUUGCUCUCUCCUGCUCUUGGGAUAAGGAACUUCGUCUCUGGGAUCUUGCCACAGGAAAGACGACGAGACGCUUUGUGGGACACACCAAGGAUGUCCUCAGCGUGGCUUUCUCUCAGGACAAUCGCCAGAUUGUCUCUGGCUCUAGGGACAAGACCAUCAAGCUGUGGAACACCCUGGGAGUCUGCAAGUACACCAUCCAGGACGACUGCCACAAGGCGUGGGUGUCCUGCGUUCGCUUCUCACCAAACCAAGUCAACCCAAUCAUCGUUUCUGCAGGAGUCGACAAGCAAGUCAAGGUAUGGAAUCUCACCAACUGCCGUCUGAAGACCAACCACUUCGGACAUUCUGGUUACCUGAACUGCGUAACUGUGUCCCCAGACGGUUCACUAUGUGCAUCUGGUGGCAAGGAUGGUAAAGCCAUGUUGUGGGAUCUGAAUGAGGGCAAGCAUCUGUACACACUGAAUGGAGCUGAGGAGAUCAACGCUCUGUGCUUCAGUCCCAAUAGGUACUGGCUGUGUGCUGCUGCUGGACCAACAAUUAAGAUCUGGGAUUUGGAAGAGAAGUGCAUCGUCGACGAACUGAAGCUGGAGGUGAUCAACCCAACCUCCAAGGCCCUUCCCCCAGGUUGCCUCUCCAUGGCCUGGUCGGCUGAUGGACAGACCCUCUUCGCUGGGUACACGGAUAGUGUCAUCCGCGUCUGGCAGGUGUACCAACUCAAGCAGUAGUGGGUCCCCCUCUCAAUGAUCUUCAGAUGCCGCCAACCAUCGUCAAGAUUUUUCAGAUCAGGAAAAGUCAGUGGUUUACAUACAUUUAACAGAUUUCACAGUACAAAAUGUUUAUUUAUUGAUUGUUUUCAUUCAUUUCGCAUAACAACAAAUCUUUUUUAGGUGAAAAGUUCUUGCAUAAAAAAAUGCCCCUGCCUUUGUAUACCUCGGUAUGCAGGGGACCUGGAAUAUUGUCCUUGAGAGGAUAAGGCCAUUUUCAUUCUGCAAAGAGCACCUUUGAAAAUCUUAAAGCGUAUAGGAAACUUCUAAAGGGGCACCAAGGCCAAGAUCAGGGCAACAGCCGUGUAAUUUCAGGCCGGGUCUGUACUUUCUACUCGUAAGGAAAAAUUGUGAAAGGUGUGUAUUAAGUAUGACCUCGUCAACAGAACAGUAGCCCCUAACCAUGGAUUUCUCAAAUUGUCAUAUUCUUUCUAAAAAAUCUUCGAAGUAAAAUCUCGCAUCCUGAUCUGAAGCAUUUUCCCAAAAACUUUGACAACAUCACAAUAGAGAUUAUAAAUCUUUAAGAAACUUUACAAAGAAAAACAACAACAUGGCUGCCAGUCCAACAUUUGUGUGUCCUUCACAACAACUUGAUGAAACUGUUAUGGACUGAGAACUUGUAAAAAAAAUAAAAAGAAGCUUGGUUUAUUCCAGGAAAUAAAAAAA